Aphanomyces astaci is the source of this 2955-nucleotide messenger RNA. RefSeq lists its product as hypothetical. Bases 1 to 2955 code for a protein of 984 amino acids. Gene Ontology annotation, molecular function: 3'-5' DNA helicase activity; DNA binding; ATP binding. The transcript is spliced from 11 exons. Gene Ontology annotation, biological process: recombinational repair. The record is from RefSeq and is a predicted model, not a curated record. Gene Ontology annotation, cellular component: cytosol. NCBI's taxonomy places the organism in Eukaryota, Oomycota, Saprolegniomycetes, Saprolegniales, Verrucalvaceae.
AUGUUGCGCUCGUCGACGCGCCACUUGGGAUGGCGGCGCCGAUGGUUUGGGUCGAUGGGUGAACGAGGAAGGUUCUUGCUGUCCUCGGACCAGCAGAAUGUCUUGGAUGAGCAGCGCAUGGCCACAUCUAGGAAGAUCGCGAUCAUCGAGGGAGAGCCGGGCACAGGAAAGAGCGUGUGUGCCGCGUCGUUUCUCCUGGAUGCUGGCAAUUUGCUGGUUCCAACGCUGGUGUUUGCACCUCCGUCCGAGUCGUCUUCUUCGUCUAUUCCGAUGCUUCGCCAUGUGCAGGACCAAGUGCCAUUGGGCUACCUAGAUGCGCAUCCCCACUUGCAAGUCCAAUCCUUCGCGCAAUGGUGCCAGACGUACAACGACGACGUCGGCAUCGCCUCCACUCAGAAGAUCAUGAACUACUCGGAAACGAGCGCGUUCGUCAUGCAGCACCUGGACGCGAUUCCGUACCCGCCGCUUCGAUCGACGUACAAGUCUCCUCCGAUGCUCCAUGGCGCCAUCAAGGACCUCCUGACGUUCUUCCGACACCUCGAACGCCAUGGCAUUUCCCCCCAAGAGUACUCUUAUUUCGUUCGUGGCCUAGACCCCAAUGCCUACACCAUGUCGCCCGACGUCUUUGCCGACUUUGCCGCCAAGCAGACCGACUUGAGCGCAUCUUAUGAGUCCUAUCGAGCACUGCUACUUCAGCACAACGUGAACACGUGGCACGGAUCCAUCUUGGACACCCUCGGCCACGUCGCGGAGCAUCUGUUCUACCUCCAUGCGGCGGCAACCUCGUUCGACCGCGUCCUCGUGGACGACCUGCACGCGAUGACACCCGCGAUGAUCAAGGUGCUCAGUCGUGUGGUUCUGGCUUCGGCCAAGCAGCGCUGCGUCGCGUUCACACGUCCCAGUGCCAACACUGUCACACUCCAACAAUGUAUGGAGGCAACCGAUAGUAGUAGUACUUCCCCACGAAUACCACUAGCAUGGAGCCAUACCAAGCUCACGGCAAACGUCCAGUGUGCGCCGUCCAUUGUACAAGCUGCGCUGGCCAUCCGUUCCUCGCCUUCCGGACCGAUUUCCCCUCCCAACUCUAGUAUUACAACCCAUAGCUUUACGUCCAUCUGCGACGAAGUGCAAUUCAUUGCAGACCACGUGGCCUCUAUCGAUCCCACCGAGACGGUGGCUGUUGUAUGUGCAGACCGCACAGACGUGCCGGUGAUUCUGGCGGCGCUGCGCAGCCGAGGCCUCCCGGACGUCCACUCGUUCGAGCCCGGGAACAUGUUCGAGCACGCAGCCGUCCAGAGCGCCCACGCACUUCUCCAAGCUCUCGCAAACCCGUCCACAUCGUCCAAGUACAUUUUCCGCCUGCUUCAGACUUCUCCGUGGCCUGUCCUUCCCACGACACUGGCUGCUCUCAUGGAAUGUCAGCGCAAACGCCACGUACCGCUCUUCGAUGUGCUCGUGCAAGCAGCAUCAGCAGCCGACCCUUCUUCCUCUCUGCCCUUCGCCCUGGAUGCCGCCAGUACGGCCGCCGUGCAGUCCUUUGUAACUGUGUUUUCGCACUUGCAGGAGCAAUCGAUGACGUCGACCUGCCUCGAGCUCCUGCACACGUUCUUCUCCAAGACGGGCCAGUUGGACUCGCUCCUGUCGCCGUCCUCGGAGGAUGACGCAGCGGCGUCGCAAGCGCUAGCCGCGUACUUUCAAGUCGUCGGCGAUGCCCAGCGCACGGCCAAAUCCGAGCACGUGCCGUUUGUGGCUCCGUAUCUGCAGCUGCUUUGGGAGAACGGUCGCAUGCUGAUGCCCAAGGAGGACGACGUUGAGGCAGGUCGGGUGCUCGUGCUGUCGAUCAGGACGGCGGAGGCGCGCCACUUUUCCGCCGACACGGUCGUGUUUGCCGGCAUGACGGACAAGGCGUUUCCAGGCCGAAAACCGCGCGAGUCGAGCCUCAUUUCGACGCUGCCGACGGCGCUGGUCGAGUCAAGUUGGACACAUGCGACAUCGUCUGUGACAAAGCGGAAGGAGUUCUUGGACACGUGCAAAGAGCGCCUGAGUCACUUGAUGCUGUGCGCCAAGACGAGGAUUGUGUUUACUGCAUCAGGGGACACUCCCAGUCGCAUUGUGGCCCCGUUGUGGCAAUCUCCGACUUUGCAUCCUGCCGCCUCCUCGUCGAAAACCAUCCACAAGGACGACCCGAAGCAUGGAAUGUACCCGUUGGAGCACAUUUCGUUCUCCCAGUUGGACGAGUACAUGCGAUGUCCGCACCGAUACUACCUGUCUCGCGUGCUCAAGAUCGAGCCGUCCAACGCCCCAGGCCUGGUGUACGGGCGAAGUCUUCAUGAGGGUAUUGCAGCGUGGAGUCUGGCUGCACCAUCUCCACAUGCCAUCGAGACUGCGAUGACCGCACUCACGUCAACCUGGGAAUCGGGGUGCUUUCGAUCCAAGGACGAAGAGGAGCUGCUGAUGACACAAGCCACAGACACCCUGCUGUCGUUUAUCGCGUUUGAAACAUCAAGUCCUCGGGGUCACAUUCGCGCGGUCGAGUUGCCCUUUGACGUUGAUCUUCCCGAAGCCAACGUUCGUCUCAAAGGAGUGUGGGAUCGCCUCGAAACAUCCCACGAUGACGGUGGCACGUACGUGGUCGAGUUCAAGUCCAACCUGAGCGACGGACCCCGCAACAACCAAACGCUAGCCGAAUCGAGUUUGCAACUUCAGUUGUACAUGCUAGCGUAUGCGCGUGUGUAUGGGGUGCCGCCGAGAGGAGGAGCGCUUCGGUCGCUCGAGACGUCCCACGGGCUCAACGACGAAGGAAUCGUCUUGUACGAUCCGAUGGACGACGAACGCAUCCUUCAAGUGGUCGUAGACACCGUGCAGAAGAUUCGCAGACGUGAAUUCGACGCCGUGCCAUCGUUCAUGGGCUGCGCGUACUGUCCCUUUGCCGACAUCUGCCCUUCCAAAUUGUGA